Messenger RNA from Zeugodacus cucurbitae (melon fly), 3694 nucleotides. Its product is annotated as cilia- and flagella-associated protein 91-like. The transcript is spliced from 5 exons. Bases 120 to 3584 code for a protein of 1154 amino acids. The record is from RefSeq and is a predicted model, not a curated record. Lineage: Eukaryota; Metazoa; Arthropoda; Insecta; Diptera; Tephritidae.
CGAUUUGUAUACAUAGCAUUCUCUAAUUUUUGAAAUUUUGAUUUGACUUCAUACAUACAAUUUUUUAUAAAUUUUUAAGCAACAAUAAAAAUAAAACUGCAAAUAAAUAAAUCAAAACUAUGGCGAAUACCAGCCAUCGUAAAAGCACGAAUCGCGCAUUUGACUGCAUUUACAGCGCGGACAGCUCGACAACUGAUGAAAAGAGCGAUAUGAAGUCGUUGAAAAACGCUAAGAAUAAAUCUACAACCGUUAAGUUGUAUCCGAGGCAUGAGAUAAUGUUCUCGAAAGAACCAGGCCUGGAGCAUUACGCAUUCCGCAAGGAGCUAACACCGAUCGACGCUGAUCGUAACUCGCUAACGUCUGGUUCAACUGAUUCGUUAAAUCAUUCCUACAAUCGGAUCUCAGCACGUUUGCGCGGAGGCGCCAACAACCCAGCAGAGCGGCGUGUAACGGGUAUUGUUACGGCCCCCAGUGAAUGUAAAACCAAAGCAUUGGGUCUGGAUCAUUUCAUACCAGACACGAAAGUGAAUGUUGUCGAAAUGAAAUUGAAUCUUUCUGCCGAAGCGGAGAAUAGCCCUGCACAAAAGUAUGCCUAUUGUAAAUAUUUUCCAGAGAUUAAGGAGAAACGCGUUAAAACUCGAGGAACACAAUCAAUUUAUCGUGAAUCCUCUGCUCAAACUUUGCCAUAUCUUCCCGAAGUUUCAAAUACCGAAACUGAGUUAGAACAAAUAGAGCUUUUCAAAUUACCCACAAUUUUGCCUGGUGAUGGCCCACCCGGUUUAUACGAAGUCGAAGUACUUGAACGUGCGCGAAAGCGUUGGGCAUUCGCUCGCGCACUCAAAGAAAAUAUGAGACGCCAAAUCGAGGAAGUGAAGGAACAAGCUAGACUAUCGGAAAACCGUACUGUGUUGCAAGCUUUCGAAUGGGAGCAUUGGAUAGAGCGCGAAGAAUAUAUACAGGAAUGCCAGAUGUUACGAUUAGAAAUACUAAUAGGUAUGUUCAAUAAACGCGAAGAAAAAAUGCAUGCCACCUCCAAGGCACGCAUUGAGCGCAGCUAUGAAGAAAUACUCGCACGCCGUGAUGCCUCAUUACAUAAAAAUCAGGUGGAAUACGAAAGAGGGAUUCGUCAACUUGAAAUCAAACGACGCCGUGUGCCAAAGUGUUGGCGUAAAGAGAAUAUAGUCAGUCAGCUCGGUAGCCCCAGCUCAGAGUUUUAUGGACCACAACUGCGUUAUGGUGUGAAUCCGGCACGCAGACAUUUUGUUGGUGGACAGAAGGAAUUUGAUGCGCGUAUGGAUGAUUUAGAAAAGCGUGCGGUUAAAUUUACAAAGCUUGUAUGUCCGUUCGCGAAGCUUAAAGAAUGGGCGACACCCAAGCAACGACUUUUGGAAAUUGAACAAAAUUUCUGCUCCGAUGAGAACCUACAGAAAAUUUAUGAUACACUUACGAGUUUACGUAAACAAGCUGUAAAGCAAAAGGUCAUGCCAAAAUGUCUCAUCCUGAAGAAAAAACAACCUCAAAUAAAACAAAUUAUAUCCAGAUCAGACUACAAUAUGGAAACUAAAAUCGAAGAAAACGUUCAAGUACAAGAGCUACCAGAAAUUAAAGCUAGUGAAGGUGAGCUUAAGCGUAUAGAAGACCGAAAAUUCCGACAGUCAAUAGAAGAUAAAAAGCAACGAGCACAAUAUCUUUUACAGGAACUAUAUAAUGAGGAAGUCGAGGGUAUGGUUCAAGAAUAUGAAGGUUCUACAAUAGGGUGGAUUAUGCGCUUUUUAUCGGAGGAAAUGGGUCGUUUGCAAGAACAACGCCUAUUGCAUUAUAUCACAAUGCUAGCACAAAAGGAGCGUUGGCGGCGUGAAGCAGCCGAAGCUGGUCUGCGACAGAAGGAAAAUAACAUGCGACAAAUAUACGAACAAGUUUAUAAGGAAACUAUGGAAGUUUGUCUUGUUGGUCGCAAAUAUCUGAGUAUGAUUUUAGAUAAGGACAUCCCGAAUAUUGCACAUCAUAUAGCGGAAGAUGAAGUCUUAGAUAUGGCACGAGUCAUCGACAAAGACAUACAACGCUGGUUGGAUUCCCUGUAUGAAAUACAAAACCCAUUGAAUUAUAAUUCCCUACGAUAUAAACUCAAGAAAAUAAUAUUUCCCGACCUCGAUGAAAUUUUGAAACAAUUAGAUAUUAAACAGAUGUUACAUGAAAUUAUUGAAGAAUUGCUUUUCGAAACAGUUUUCACUGCUUUGGAACCUUACGACAUAUGCACCACGUUGGUAAAUGAGUUGAUCGAUCGUCUCAUCGAUCUCGACUUAUACUACUUUACUUCAGAAGAAACGUCAAAUUGUUCUUGUAUCGCUUGCGAAUGUGCGGAAAAUGAUCGUGAAAUAAGGGCUAUAAUACGAAAAUUGAUACGAAGUGCUGUGCCGGGUCGGCGUUGGAAAACACCCCUCGAGCGCACAGUCAAAGAAUUGUUAAUUGAUUUGAUCAAAGAUGUGGUCGAUGUCACCAAUACCAGAGGAUCCAUAUUCGAAAGUGAUAGCUUGACUCGCUUUUGUAAAUUGCAGUUAUCUCCAUCACAUAUGGAUUUACGUCAUCCCUCCAUCCAAGGUCCUAAAAUUACUUCAUCUGAGACUUCGUCAUCUUCUAUUGAUUUAAUUGAUCAAAUUUUGACUGGAGUGUAUGCAGAACACGAAGGCGUUCGGGCAGAAACUGAAAUGUCAACUUCGCCUCAGAGAAGAGAGGACACAUCAUCCGACCGAGAGUUCAUGCCGGAAUCCUUUUAUUAUGACCCAUCCGAGUUUGUGGAAUCUGAACCAGAUACGUUAUCACCGAAAGCCCUAAAUCAAAUCUACAAGGAGCUCCUACAUUUCUUAGGGACUGAAGAUGAUAAUGAAGAUAUGGAGCAAUCUGAGGACAGACAGAGUACUAGUAGAAGCAGCCAAAGUCCCAAAAGUAGUGAUGUUGGCUUGCGUUCUUUAAUGGAUGAGGUGUUUAGAAAAAUAUCAAUUCUUGAAAACGAAAGUGGAGAUAUUGGAGCUGCAGUACGCGCCACAUCUUCAGCAGCAUCGAUACGAGCACAGAUUAAAACGGAUGAGGAUGAAGUCGCUGAAAUAUAUAAAAAAUCACAACCACUUGAGCUAAUCUCUGAACAAUCAAGUGAACAACUUUCCAUCCAAUCUUCUAUGAAGGAUAUCAAAGAACCAAUAAUGCAAGAACAGGUUCUCACCGCGAGUACAGCUCUAAAAGACACACAUUCACCUGAACCACCAGUAGUAGAAGAGAUGCAAGAAAUAGUGGAACAACCAGAGUUAGAAAUACAAUUAGGUGAAGAUGCUCAUUCGGAAAAACAUUCGGCAUUGGAAAAACGAGCCAGUGAUAUAAGCAAAAAAUCUUCUUUACGUAAUCAAUAUGAAAGUGCAUAUGUCACGUCACAUGUACGGAUCAGUGAAAAAUCGGAUGUAGCUGAGUUUAAGAAAUCAACAUCGCAAAUAAGUGUUGAAAAACCGGCAGAAACACGUGAGUCUGCUCCUCAUGUACAUAUCAGUCAAGAAGUCGAGCAAGAGAAUGAGCAGCAAGAGAAUGCUGCUGAAUAAUGUAGUUACGAGAUUAAUAGGUGUGUGUAAUAUAUUUUUUACAGAUCGAUAAACAAUUUUCAUGUAUAUUAUUUACAACUAAAUAUAUAUAUUAUUCUAUAAAUCUUUCA